Messenger RNA from Apis laboriosa (Himalayan honeybee), 8386 nucleotides. RefSeq lists its product as uncharacterized. Bases 61 to 6915 code for a protein of 2284 amino acids. The transcript has 29 exons. Lineage: Eukaryota; Metazoa; Arthropoda; Insecta; Hymenoptera; Apidae. Gene Ontology annotation, molecular function: protein binding; serine-type endopeptidase activity; chitin binding. The record is from RefSeq and is a predicted model, not a curated record. Gene Ontology annotation, cellular component: extracellular region; membrane. Gene Ontology annotation, biological process: proteolysis.
CGACGGUUUCAUUAGGAAAAACCAGAUCAUCCAGCCGCGAUAGAGGCAGUAUAGUCGAGGAUGAUGUCGCGGUAUACCGGUCGUUCCCUCGUUUUCAUUGUACUUCGUCUAUGUUUCGUCGUCGCAGUCGCCCACGCGAUCUAUGAUCCCAAAGAAACGACAACAAAACCGCCAAAACGAAGAGAACCAGUGCUUCCUUGGUAUUCACCUGGUCCAGUCGAUUCCAACGAAGAUCUAUCACGUUCUGCAAAAUGGCAAGUGGAUUCAGAUUACCCGAUUCCUCGAAAACCGUACGUAAUAGAGGCUGGGACGAAAACUUGGAGCCCCUGGAAAAAGAACAAGGGAAGUGAGAUCGAGCAGAGAACAGAGAUCACGAGUGAUUCUCAAAGCACGACAAAUUUUGAGCAAGAUGACGAUCUUUCUUCGAAGUACAAUAAUCAACAGAAAAAUGAACAAAUAGGGAUAAAAGAUGAAAAAUAUUACGAAGGAGUACCUGCUGACAGCACGAAACCUCGCGAAGAGAAAAUUCUUGUUUCAACGGAAACGAAAUGGACAGUGGCUCGAUAUGACUCGAAGCAUGGCGUUCAAUGUCCGGAAUUCGAUUCGACUGGACAAUUCGUAUAUCCCCCGGAUUGCAAAUUUUUCGUGAACUGUUGGAAAGGCAGAGCUUUCGUUCAAGCAUGUGCUCCUGGUACACUCUUCAAUCCAAACACGUUGGAAUGCGAUUUUCCGCAAAAAGUGAAGUGCUAUGGGGAGGAAAUUAACAAUUAUUAUAAUUUUCCAACGAUCGAGCAUUUAGAUUCUUCUAGGCUGCAGGAGCCAAAAUGUCCGCCUCAUGUAACAGGAUUGAUAGCACAUCCCUCGGAUUGUACAAAAUUUUUACAAUGUGCCAAUGGAGGAACGCACAUAAUGGACUGUGGUCCUGGCACCGUGUUCAAUCCUGCUGUUAUGGUUUGUGAUUGGCCACGCAAUGUAAAGGGUUGCGAAGAUGCUUUGAAAUCUGAAGAAGAGACGACAAAACCAUUGGUUCCUCCUGAUUACGAGGAUCACGAUGAAAGAUUGCGAUAUGAAAAGCCUCAACCAAAGAAAAUUACCUGUCCCGACGAUUACACAGGAUUGUUACCGCAUCCAGAAACAUGUAAAAAAUUCCUUCAAUGCGCGAAUGGUGGAACAUUUAUCAUGGACUGCGGCCCUGGUACUGCUUUCAAUCCUACCAUCUCUGUCUGUGAUUGGCCAUAUAAUGUCCCUGGUUGCAAGGAAGAUAAGCAGCAACCGGUCGAUACUUCCUUCAAACCUGGGCCAUCUCACGGUUCCUCCGAUUCGAGAACUUGGCAUCAUUCUCACAAAUACAAUCACACGUCACAAGGAACGGUUUGGGAUCCUUUGAAACCGACAUGGAGGCCAAUCUUGAAGAAGCCAACCGCUUGGCCGUCCUAUUCUCCAACUAAUUGGGAUAGAUCGGAUUCAAGUCCUCCACAGCCACAAUGGCCUCAUCAUCACGAGUCAAGUGAUCGAAAUUAUAACGAUAGAUUCCAUCAUUAUCACCAUCACCAUUUUCAUUCACCAACGCAUGAUCCCAAAGACACUGAAACGCAGCAACCUGUUCCUCCGUUCCAUCAACCGCAUCCUCAAACAUCUGGAAACCAGGGAGCCGAAAAUUGGCAUUUCAAUCAUGGACACCAUCACGAACAUCAUCAUUAUUAUCACGGUAGGCCUCAAGAUAGGCCUCAAGAUAUUGUUCCUAGUAAUCCUUGGACAGCCGAAGAAACCGAUCAACAGUCUACCUUUGACACGAGAAAAGAUCACGAAGGUACUUUGAAUCAAGGAUUCGAUCAUCGUGGUACUCAAGAUAGGCCGGAAACUGUUCCUACUAAUACUUGGACAAUGGAAGAAACUGGUCAGCAGGCUCAAAAGCCCACUUUUGACAUGAAAAAGGAUACUUUUAACGAGGAAUUCGAUCAUAGAGAUACUCAAGAUAGGCCGGAAACUGUACCUAGUCAUACUUGGACGGUCGAAGAAACUGGACAACAAGCGCAAAGACCUACUUUUAGUGAAUUGGGCAAAGGCAAUGUUCCAUGGAAUGAAGAUAGUAAUCAAGAAUCCGCGUCUAAUAGACAGGAGAGGAUGGGUCCUGGAUUUUCGCAGACAGGAUCUGAUGAAACUUCGAUUUAUGCUAAUCGUAAUUAUCAACCAGUGGAUAACUCGAGAUCCGACACGCAGAUUGUAGGGAACAGAAGAAUUUGGAAUCAAACCAGAUUGACGGGAAAUGGUUUCAAUAAUUGGAAUCAACAGGGACGAGGACAAAUGCCAAAUCGACAUUGGGAUCAAGAUCCUGUUAACAAGGAUGACAAAUUCCGUGAAGGAAAAUUUAGACCUAAUAUUUAUCAAAGUACAGCUGAUAGACAAGCAGAUUCUAAGUUAGAUACGUGGGCAUCGAAAACGAACAUUUUUCAGCAUUUUAAAGGCCUAUUUGGACCAGGAAUAAAAAAUACAGCAUUUAAUUCAACGAAGCUUAAUCCAAAUGGUACAAGAGGUCAUUUUAUCACAAAAGAAAUCGAAGUGAAUCAAGGCCACUCGAAAACGAGAACUUAUAGACCGAACGAUCUUUCGGGUCUGAAUGAAUUCAACAAAAGUGAUAAAAGUGAUAAAAAUAUCUAUAUCGAUUCCCAAACAAACAUCGAUAACAUACCACUUACGGUUCUUCAACCACCACCCAUUAGUUCUAACAAUCAUCCUUCUGGCUCCAACAAUAUCCUACGAAAUACGAAUAAUUCUUUUGGUGGACAUCGAACUCAAAGGUAUCAUUGGAUACAUAACUCUUCUACGAAUUCUGGAAAUUUGGCACCCUCUGGCGGUAAUUAUAACAAUCGUGUAUUCGUGCCGUCACUGGAACUUCAACCACCAUAUCCAUCCCUUAACAAAUCUCUGGCUCUGCCAUUUUUAUUAAAUUUCUCAGGAGGCAACAAUUAUUCUUCAAUACCAUCCCCCAAUUUGCAACCACCAGACAACCACCAAUCUACAAAUAACUUUUCUAUCGGUUGGCAAUUGCCGGGUGUCUCAAUCGAACGCGAGUUGCCAACUUACGAGAAUCGAAACAAUCGUACCAAUUUUCAACCCCUGAGUCAAUUGACUCCUCCGGUUUUCGAAUCGAACGUCACUGACCGAUAUCCAAACGUUCCAUCGACAAAUCUCGAACCACCUGACCAAGAAUUCAAUAAUUUCUUCAACGAAUCCGUCGUCAACAACACGACACGAAAGAUUCCGCCUUUGACAAUUCCAUCAAGGAAAAGAUUCGUCAACAUCACCACCGAAAACAGUGAAAUUUCGACGACCGAUCCAAACGUGCCUACCGUGUGGAUAGAUUACGAAAACUCUUCGACGAUCGGGCAUCUGGACAUCGUCGAGCCUGCGUCCGAGGAAUCUGAACCCGUGGAAUCUGUGGAACUGUUGAACGACAAGAAAGAGUGGAAACCUGUAUUGGUUUUUAAAAAUGUAACUGAAACGACCACGAAAGCUUCUGUUAUCAUGAAGAUCAAUAAGAAGAACGUGGAUGUAGAUCUUUUCAAUGUAGACGCUGCCCCUUUCGCGAAAGAGGAGCCACCAUUUCCAUCGUACUAUAUACCACCAGUGGAACCAUUAGAUCAUUCCAAGAAGACUGCUAUGCCAACACCAAUUUCCGGUCAGGUGAUUCGACUUAGAGGAGGGUCUGGACCUCACGAUGGAUACGUAGAAGUUCAAGGCACGAAUCCCGGAUGGGGAAUCGUUUGUGACUCGAGAAAUGGUUGGACCUUAAAAGAAGCACAUGUCGUAUGCAAACAACUUGGAUAUACCAGGGGCGCCGAGAUGGCUUGGCAAGGGAGAAAUGGUCGAAAUGGCAUGCCAACUUGGAUAGCCGCAAAUUCUGUCUCGUGUCAAGGCGACGAGGAUAAAUUUCAAUCGUGCAAAUUCACACACGUGCAAGAGUGUCGAGUGGAAAGGGACGCGAUUGGAGUAAGAUGCGCGCUAAAUCGGGUCGCCAACUGUCGCAAGGAUGAAGUACCAUACGAAGGACAAUGUUAUCAUUUGGCGGAGGCUGAGAGCGGCUUGAAUCAUCAAGAAGCUUUGGAUUAUUGCAAGAAUAAGGAUUCGAGACUCUUAGAUAUCACGAACCAGGAGGAAAACAAUUUCAUCUCUGAAUGGUUGGUUCAAGAGCAACCAGAAAUCGCCUCGAUCAUGACUUCCGGUGUUGGUUUCACCACCAUGGGUCAUAGCUUGUGGAUCUGGGAAGAUUCUUCCCGUGCGAAAUUUAGGUUUACCAAAUGGUGGCCAGGUUGGAUGGAAGAUAAUAAACAACCUCCGUCCGUGGGUAUCCGCCCACGUUGUAUCGUAAUGAAGAGGAAAUUUCCAUGCCACGAAAGACCAGACUCGAUUUGCGUUGCUGAUUACUUCUUCUGGGAAGCUGAAGACUGUGCGUCCUCCAAUAAAGGCCACUCUUUCAUUUGCAAAAGGCCUUAUGACGACAUCGGUUGUAUUUAUGGAAAGGGAAGUCAAUACGCCGGAAACGCGAGUGUAUCAGCUUCGGGGAAAGAUUGUUUAUCAUGGGGAGACGAGAAAGUCGCUUAUCCACUUGAAAUAAAUGUUGUUAAUCGAGAAAUAAGAGAAAAAUUGAAAAACCACAAUUACUGCAGAAAUCCGAAUCCGAACAGAGAGAACAGACCAUGGUGUUUCACAGGACCACGUGCAGAACGUGAACAUUGUGAUAUUCCACCUUGUGGAAAUAUAGGUACUCAAAGGCGUUCGGUGAGUCAAUGCAAACCUAAGCAUUUCGAAUGUUUACCAGGAGAAUGUAUUCCAUCGCCAUGGGUUUGCGAUGAAGAAGAGGAUUGUACGAACGGAGCGGACGAGAGAGAUUGCGUCUCGCACAUGUACCUCUUCAAAAAAUACUCGAAGCAAAAAUUAGAGGGAUAUGACGUUGAAAAGUGGUUGAACACACCGCUGAAGACGUGUGCUCUCAGAUGCAAAGAGGCUGAUUUCACUUGUCGAUCUUUUGCACAUAAAGCUAUAGAAAAUAUUUGUCUUCUGAGCGACAGUAAUAUAGGAAUGACAGGAAAGUUGAAACCCAGCACGGAAUUCGAUUAUUACGAGAUGAAGGACAGGAGCAUGAACUGCGAAGGAAUGUUCGUUUGUGAAAAUCAGAAGUGCAUAAAUCAAAGCCAAGUGUGCAAUGGAAAAAAUGAUUGCCACGAUCGGAGCGACGAGAGUAUUUGCACUGUACAAAAUUUGGAUUACGAGAUUCGGCUGGCUGGUUCAGAUUAUGAUAACGAAGGAAGAGUUGAAGUCAAGAUUUUGGGAAUUUGGGGACAAGUGUGCGACGAUGGUUUCGGAAUGAUCGAUGCCGAUGUAAUUUGCAAAGAGCUUGAUUUCGUUCUUGGCGCUUUGGAAGUGAAACCAGGAGGGUUUUAUGGAAAUAUGGAUCCAUCGACAAGAUUUAUGGUCGAUCAAUUAAGAUGUCGAGGAAACGAAACUUCCUUACGCGAAUGCGACUUUGAAGGUUGGGGUGUUCAUGAUUGUCAACCAGAAGAAGCUGUAGGUAUCGUUUGCAAGACUGCAGUCAAUACUUGUCCAGACGGCCAAUGGAAGUGUGACAACAGCCCGAUGUGUAUUUCAACUGCAUUUAUAUGCGACGAGGUUGUCGAUUGCAAAGACGGUUCAGACGAGAGCCCCGAACAUUGCAAUGCACCGUUCGAGAUACGUUUGUCAAAUGGAAAUACGCCUUACGAGGGAAGGGUCGAAGUUCGUCAUCAUGGCGUGUGGGGUACCGUUUGUGACGAUGAUUUCUCGAAUGCAGCUGCUACGGUGAUUUGCAGGUCUUUAGGAUUCGGUGGGCGUGCUCUGGCAAAGAAAGAUGGAUAUUUUGGACCAGGAAAGGGCCCGAUAUGGCUCGAUGAAGUUUUCUGCUAUGGAAACGAGACUCAGCUGAAUCGAUGCGAACACAAUCAUUGGGGUGAGCAUAAUUGCAAUCACGAAGAGGACGCAGGUGUGAUUUGUACACCUGGAGAUGUUAACGAUUCCAAGUUCAACUGGGAUAUUGCACCGGCUAUACCGGAGAAGAACAUCAAUGAUAUACUUCCGACCAAUUGCGGCAGACGAUUCAAAGAUUUCAAUGAGGACGAGGAUCUCAUAUUUCAAAAAGUGGUGCAAGGUAACAUUGCACCCAAGGGCUCCUAUCCAUGGCAGGCCAGUAUUCGCGUACGAGGAUACAGCAAAUCAAAUCAUUGGUGUGGGGCAGUGAUUAUUUCUCCUUUGCAUGUGCUCACCGCUGCACACUGUUUAGAAGGUUACAAUAAGAAAACUUAUUUCGUUCGCGCUGGUGAUUAUAAUACGGAAAUAGACGAAGGGACAGAGAUCGAGGCCAAUAUCGAGGAUUAUUACAUUCACGAAGAAUUCCGUAAAGGCCAUCGAAUGAACAACGAUAUAGCACUCGUAUUGUUAAAAGGACGAGGAAUACCUCUUGGAAAGAAUGUUAUGCCAAUUUGCCUGCCAUCCGAGAGAAUCGAGUAUCCAGCAGGUCUUAAUUGCACCAUCAGUGGAUUUGGCAGUAUCGAGACUGGAAAAUCAACUCAUUCCAAAGAUCUAAGAUACGGUUGGAUACCGUUAUUAGAUCAGUCCGUGUGUCGUGCCGGACAUGUUUAUGGCGAGCGUGCAAUCAGUGAUGGAAUGGUCUGCGCCGGAUAUCUUGAUGAAGGUAUUGACACCUGUGACGGAGAUUCUGGAGGUCCAUUGGUGUGCUUGCACAAUGGUGCUUUCACGUUGUACGGCCUUACCAGUUGGGGACAACAUUGUGGAAGAGCCAAUAAACCUGGUGUUUAUGUCCGAGUUUCUUACUAUCGGCAAUGGAUCGAUAAGAAAAUAAAAAUUUCCCUCGAAGGGAAAUAAAAAAUAUUUUUCUAAAAUCGUGAUAUCGAUUUUAUUGCAAAUAAUGACGUUUAUGACGUACAAAUUUUUUAUUACUUAUUACAGAUUAAGUCAUAGUUUAACAUGCAGUUAUUUUAAAAUCAUAUUUUUCUAUAUAUAAAGUCAUUAGAUUGGAUUAUGGAUAUUUAUGCGUUCAUGGAAAAUUUAACUUUUUAAGUAAUUAAUAAGUAGAUAAUAUAAUAAUAUAUACAGAAUAUAAAAUAAUAAUAUAACAUGACAUGAUGAUAAAGUCUCGUAUCAUUUAUGAAAUGGCUUUUCAUGAUGAGCUAUAAAGUUUAAGGAGUUAAAAAUGUAAAAAUGUACAAACUGUACAUAUAAGGAAUGUAUAAAAUAUCCAAAGUAAAGUACUCGGUAUAAUACUUAAUAGGUGAAACAAAUUUUUAUGUAAGUGCUAUUUGCUUAGUUAUGUUCCUAAAAUAUUCCAUAAAUAUCCACAGUCUAGUUAUUACCUGGAUAAUCAUCAUUACUAUUGAAGUGUUGUUAGUUAUUUAAUGAAUAUAGCAUGUUUAAUAAAGAAUUUUUACAAUUAUUUGAUUAUAAUUUUAGUGGUUACUUUAUUGGUAAGAAAAAAAGGAUUGAGAUGAAAAGUUAACUUACCUUUGCAAAUUCAACGAAAAUUAAUGAGUACAAUUUCAAAGAACACACCUUGAAGAAACGUCCAUUAAUUUGUAGUUUAUUUCGUAAGACAUCAUCGUUUCUACAAUAAUUGUAAUUGUUGUCUUGUCGCUGUUACAUGUUUGAGCCUAUUUAUGUACAAUAGUCCCAACAUACUCGAUCGGAUGAAAACGAAAAUCGCUGUGAACGGAAAUUUUCGACACUUUUUUUUUCUUCUUAUAAUAAAAAUCGACGUACAAACGAUGCGACGAAGAUAAUAAAAGAAAGAAAAAAUGGGAAAUGACAAUUAUUGUAAUCUACGACGUUGCAAAAAUUUGUAUGACAUUAGUACGAAAUCGUUGUACAUAAUCUAUUCGGGUUACAACAAUCGACAACUGGGGCCAUCCGUAAACAACUUUUGUUAUAUUGACUUAAGUUGCAAAGUUGACUUAUAUUGCAAAGUUGGCAGUUAUUCGGUUAUAUGGAUUUUCUCCUUGUUUCAAAAACUCUUUGUACGCUAAAAAUUGUUAAAUUGUUUGUGAAAAAAAGGAUUGAAUGAUAAAAUAUUAUAAAAAAAUUGGAAAAUUUAUAACAAAAAAUAUAUUUGUCGUUUUUGAUUGAUUUGAUUGAGCACAAGUACUUUUUUUGUAAGCAAUGUAUAAUGAAUAUUAAAAAAAAAUAUAAAUGUAUUAAAUAAUAAAAUGUAAAAAGAAAUAUUUCUCGAAAACAUGUUUCUGUUAUUGUGCCAAUUGUGCGAUUUUUAUAUGUAAUUUUUUAUAUUAUUAUGCACAAUACUCAUUACAUAUGAGCAAGUAUAAAAUAUGAGCAGAUAUAAAAA